AUGAAAGAGUACGUGAUAUUCCUUGCACAGCAACAUCCAACCUUCAGGGUGGCAGAACUGCGAGCCUUAGCUGAUCUGUACAAAUUUGAAGUGGACCUCUCGGGACACGAUGAGAAGAGCCCAUUUCUGAUUGUACGAUUGGAGAACGAUGACCAGGCAUCCAAGCUCGUGUCCCGUGGCAUCCUGUCCAGGGGUAUCUAUGAGCUCUGGGGAGUCGGUGACACUGAAGAGGAAUUGCACCAGGAUGUGAAGAGAAGAUCGUCUCAUCUGUGGGAGAAGUACAACCAGUGUACUUUCAAAUUUGACGUUUUGGCGUACAAGGGUAAGAGAUCAAACGUUGAAAAGAUCAGACUGAUAGAGAGAUUUGGCUACCUGGACUUCCACGGUGCCAUCAGAAUGAAGAACCCUGACCAGGUGUUCACCAUCUUGGAGCAUUACACCCCACCGACUGAGCAUGACGCUGCCGAGUUGCCUAGCAAGUACUACUUUGGAAGAGAAGUUGAGCUUAGUGGGAGAUCGAGAGGAGUGCUGGAGAAGUACGACUUGAAGAAAAGAAAGUACAUUGGCACCACCACGUUUGAAGCAGAACUGGCGUUGGUGACGUGUAAUUUGGCACACUGUGUGCCGGGGAGCAUCAUGUACGACCCGUUUGUUGGAACUGGGUCUUUCCUCGUUGCCGGUGCCCAUUAUGGAUGCCUUACAGUGGGGUCUGACAUCGACGGACGCUUGAUCAAAGGUAAGGGCAACGCCAAUAUAAAGGCCAACUUCAAGCAGUAUGGAAUGCCACACCUGUUUAUGGACGUGCUGACCAUGGACUUCACCCACAAUGCUCUGCGAGACGACUUGGUGAUCGACACCAUCGUGUGCGAUCCACCUUAUGGAAUCAGAGAAGGACUGAAGGUGCUGGGCGCAAAGAACCCAGAGAGAUUCGAAGGUAAGGAGAACAUUGAGAUUGAUGGAGAAAAGGCAUACCUGAAGAAAGAUUACAUUCCAACCAAGAAGCCCUACGAGCUCGAUUCACUGCUAUACGACCUUUUGGAGUUCGCCUCACGCAGAUUGCCAAUAGGAGGAAGACUGGCAUUUUGGAUGCCAACUGCCAACGAUAACUUUGAACCAACCAUCAUCCCGUUGCAUAGAAACCUCGAACUGAAGCACCACCUCGUCCAGGAGUUCAACAAGUGGUCAAGAAGGCUUCUCGUCUACGUCAAUCACGGUGAUGGGUACAACGGCGAGGAGAACAGAGCAGUAACCAUGCACCAAGAGUUUAGAAAGAUGUACUUUAGAUCACGUAGAGGGGAAGGUACAACUCUUGCUGACCAAGAGAAGGAAGAAUGA
Messenger RNA from Williopsis jadinii, 1335 nucleotides. It is a transcript of the gene TRM11, whose product is annotated as tRNA (guanine-N2-)-methyltransferase. The transcript has a single exon. Lineage: Eukaryota; Fungi; Ascomycota; Saccharomycetes; Phaffomycetales; Wickerhamomycetaceae. The record is from RefSeq and is a predicted model, not a curated record. Gene Ontology annotation, molecular function: nucleic acid binding. Gene Ontology annotation, biological process: methylation. The coding region runs from base 1 to 1335 and encodes 444 amino acids. Gene Ontology annotation, cellular component: cytoplasm.